Messenger RNA from Lepisosteus oculatus (spotted gar), 3114 nucleotides. The record is from RefSeq and is a predicted model, not a curated record. Lineage: Eukaryota; Metazoa; Chordata; Actinopteri; Semionotiformes; Lepisosteidae.
CUCAUACGGCCUCACCCCCUGUCUGCCCAGCCGCCCCGGCGAACCUGGAAGCAGUCUGGAGGAGCGCACUGCAUCUUCCCACCCCUGAGCAGACGUCAAGGCCUGCGCUCCACUCGGGCGAGGUCACGUUAGUGACCAGAGAGUGUGAGAGGAGUACUCUCGUCCGCGGUGCAUUCCGAACUAUACCAUCACCUUCGGGUUAGAGCUGAAGGAGAUCCCUGCCAGGCGUUAGUGAACACCCGGUCAAAGACGACGUUCCUACUCCCCGACUUCCUACUCGUAGAUGCCCACAGCUACCCACCGAUCUGAGUUUCGGUAGACCAACAGGAGAAGAGACCCCUUACGCCCGGGUGGACUCCUGUGAUAGCGGAAGCAGGGAACCAGCAAUUUAAGGGACCGAUCUGGAUCUCCCCCCCCCCAAUCCAGGCAACGUGCGUCCUGGGGUUGGAUUUCCUCUGGGACCCCCAGGCCCAGCUAGACCCCCACCCAGCGCCAGCUCGUCUGCUAGGGGGCUAGAGGCGCAGCCCUUAGCGCCGCCUGGCACGCCGAACAGAAGCCGGCAGCGAGCCUGUCACAUUACAAGCGGUGACCGUGACGACGGCAGCAGUGGCAGCCCUGGCGGAAGACCCCUGGGUCUCCUCAGGUGAGCCACAGGCAUGGGCAGAGCCCGGCCAGCAGACCGAAGGCAGACCCCCCUCCCCCCCUGCCAGGGCUCUCGACAGGGGGCAGCCCCGAGACCCUUCGGGCACACGGACCGCCGGCACAAGAGAGCCCGGAGACGACAGAGGCAGGAACAGAGGCCUUUCCCUGCGACCGGUGUCUCACCGCACAGCCAGGCAAACAGCCGUCGCCUGGACUCUCACGCGUUCCCCGGGGGCUAUGUAGCUGUCCGCUUCCCUCCCGGAUCCUGGAUGUGCUGUUACCCCCUGACCUUGCUCCUACACAAGGGGACACCCCGAGCUCUCCCUGUUCACACCCCAUGGUCGGCGACAGGAGGGAUGUGUGGCGUUCUGGAGAUUGCUGUUCGUCUGGGAGCAUGUAAGCUGCUGUGUAACCUCCUCACUCUGCCCAGUGUCACAGCUCCAGUGAUCUCUAUUGCCUCCUGCUGUAACUGUCUGCUGCUGUUCACCGAUGUCAGUGUCACAGCCUUCUUGGCUUUGCUCUGGCUGGCUGACCAGUGGAUGCCACGUUUUCCUGUGUCCGGUGACAUCAUCGCCCUGCGCUUCCUGCUCUUCCUUGGCCACACCUACGGGGCCAUACUGGUUCUGACCACACCCCUCAUCACUGUAGAGACAGUCUGCAGGCUGCUCUGGCCCCUCCCAUGGCUGGAGGGACAAGAAGAGAGAGAGACAAGAAAACAGGGAGGCCAUGGCACGAUACAGGAGAAAGAUUGGACAAAAGGCUGUAAUCACAAUAGGAGAAAGAAAGGAAAAGGGCACGUGGAUGGAGACAGAGAGUCUGUGGUACACUUUCCUGGGUUGCUAUGUUGCCUGUUGGUCUGGAUCCUGUCUGCCCUCCAUGGCUGGCAACAGUGGGGUCUGGAGCAGGACCUGGUGGAAGACUGUCUCUGGGAUGGUGGCUCUCUCUCUGUCUGCCUCCCUAACCUGAUCACUGCGACCUUACGACCCCUGUGCAAUCCCAGCCUGAUCCUGCCCACUCUUGCUCUGUGCCUCGUCCUCACACUGAGCCUGAGAGCACUUCGAGGGAGCCUGACGGACAGCCAGACAGGGCAGGCAGGCUCCCUGACAGACCAUGAGAGAGGGCUCAUUGUCUACAACACACAUGGUGUGCGAUGGGGAGACACACUAUAUAGUGUACACGUAGUGAAAGCACACACUGCUGCUACACAUUUGUUCACUGGCUGCUUAAGCGAUGAGGUGGAGCUCAAGCACGCUGCAGCUGGAAAACCCGACAUUGCAACUCACGUAGGAUAUUUCACAGAAGCACGCAUUGGCCUGCCAGACCCACAGAGGGAGAAACAGAGGGUUGGGACAGCCACGCAGCUCCAGAUGGCUCACACAAGUACACUCCAGGGACACAACUCCACAGACACCAGUCCUGGGGGGAAGGUUUCCCUGCAGGACAGGGUCUUGAAGGGGCUGCUCUCUAGUGUUGCCAUCUGUUUGUUCCCCCCUGUCAUUGUUGUCCACACCUCACUGUUUUGGAGUGUGGAGAUGCUGUCAGACUGGGGCCUGAAACACUUACUCAACACGCCUCAACGAGAGGGAACGACGAGUAUCGAGCACACACCGUUGACAAGGGGAGUGACUUCCGAGCACACUCCAGGCAGAGAGACGUCUCCUCUGGACAAAAAAGCACGGACAUAUUGUUCGCACUACAAUAAAAGGGAAGAAGACAUAUAAGACACUUCCACGAGGGAGAGACCACUACUGAGCACCACAGAGACGAGGAGAAAGCCCUACUGAAGAAAAAACAGAGGGAGAGACACCUACCAGACAUGGGGACAAAGUUAGAGUGGAGGACGGGGGAAGAAAGAGGAGAUGUAGGCAGGAUGGGAAAAAGAAAAAGACAAAUGGAGGUGAAUACAGUGUGAACGUUGGCUUUAUCACACCAAUAAAGUACUUUGAGUGUUUGAACUUUAACUUGAAAGACAGACCAGGGAAUGUAAGAGUGAAAAAAGAGGGUUUUUAAUGAAACUGACUUGAACAGUCUGUACACCCAGCAAACCCAGACAUGUUUAAAAUACUCCCAGACUGAUGUCCUGCAGCUCACAAUAUAUCCUUUUAAAAAGUGAGUGUUUUCCUUUUUGGUGUGAAUCUGUGUGUGUAACCCUGUCUGCAGCAGUGAAAGGUAAUUAUAUUUGUGUAAGAUAGGAAAUCGUUUUUCUAGUUUUGCUGUACAAUAAUCCGAAAGCCAUACAAAAUUGUACGUGAACCAUGAUUGCUUUGUUUCCUUCCAAAGAUUAAAAUGACAGCAUUAAAACCCAUAAAGUUUACUCUUCUGAACCCAUAAUACAAGUGACCAAUAUUAGCAGCCCCUAAUGCCCAAAAAGUCCUGAGCAGUAGAUCACAUUCUGAGCUAAUUACUAAUAAGUGUUUGUGUUUUCAUGAUUUCGUUUUAGAUUAGAUGGAUCGGAGAUAACUAGACACAAUA